UUGAACAGCAUUAAAUAAACGAAUCGCAUUAGUUUUGUUUAAAAUGUGUUUGGAUUUGUACAUAUAAAUAAAACUAAUAUAGACUAUUAGAGACGCGCUUAGAAGCCUACCAAGCAAGUAGGUUGAUACAAGUAGGGACGUUGAAACCGGAGACGCUAUAAUGGAAUCUUCAGAUUUGCAAAUGGUUAGCUUCGAUGAAGAGCAAAUAUUUGCUGUUGGAAGAGCUCUUAUGGCUGUUGCAGAUGAAGUUUAUGAAACGCCGAAAUUCGAACCAAUAUCUUAUGAGCCAGAAGAAGUAAUCGAACUGCUAAGUGAUUCCGAAAAUGGCGUUGAAGAGGACACUUCAGAUUGUGAAAUAUUUGGUCAAAUGUGUUCAAAUAUAGAAUUAGCUGCAAUAGACACCGUAAUAACAAAAGAUCACCCUGAAGAGAACGAAGUAUACCUAAAUGAGGCUGUUGUUAAAUGUCCUGACCAAGCUACUAAUGACACCACCUCCAUUAAUAUUACAAAAGAAAACAAUCAAGAAUCGGUAACCUCUCAAUUUGGCUUAAGUGCAAUUAUUGAAUUGGAUGAUGAUGAUGAUUCAACUUGUAAUAAUGGUAUCGACGCUGACAACAUUAAUGAAAAUAAAGGGGAAUCCUCCGAAGAGGAGGUAAAAGAGACAAAGUGUGUGAAUCUUUUGGAUUAUGAUUCAGAUGACGAUAACGAACCUUCAACAUCCAAACAUCUGCCAAGAAAUUGCCAUAAUUUAGAAGCUUUUCUCAAUUACUUAUGCCCUCAAUGUGGCGUCUCAUGUUGUAAUAAAAAAAAGUGGAAUGCGCAUACAGACAUCGUGCAUAAUUUUCGUUCUAUAGACAAACUCAAUCUAAAAACAGUGAUAAGCCGUCAAGGGCAAUUAUUUUAUCAAUGCAAGUCCUGUGAGAAAAAGUUUAAUUCAGAUUGUUCACAUCGUAUUUUACUAAAUCAUAGGAUUCAGCACAUGACUAUUCCACAAUUCUUGCGGUGUCGCUUGUGUGAGGAGAGAUUUUCCUCUCGUAUGCAAUUUUUGAAGCACUUUAAAAGCAAACAUAGAAAGAUAGCCUUGGAAAAGUUGCGACGAUCAGAAUCAUUUCGAAAACAUAUAAUAUUCGCCUGUCCGGUCUGCAAGAAAAAAACUGCUAAUAUGAAAAGCUGGAUGAGUCACUUAGAAAGUGCACACGAUUGGUAUAAUAAAUUAGAAGAGAAGGUUACUACAUUAAGGAUUAAUUUAGUUGAAUGCAAGUCAUGUUUGGCUACCUUUCGUUCCAACUAUGUUAAAUGGCACUCACUGCGACAUGAAGAAAACGAACCUUUUAAUUGUAAAUUUUGUAAAAAAUUUAAAUCCUUUACUUUUGGGCCAAUAAUUAACCAUAUUCGUGUGGAACAUUUCAACGAAAAAUUCGAACAAAUAAAGCAUUGUUAUUAUUGUGAUGAGACUUUUGCAAACUUCAGACAACGCAGCGACCAUAUGAUCGAAAUGCAUACAAUUGAAAGAUUAACAUGCGAAGUGUGCGAGAAGAAAUAUACCUCAAGUGCGCGACUGCUGGCUCACAUGGCGAAAUUUAAUCACCAAAAAAUUAAAUAAAAUAGAAUGAAACAAAUAAUCCUUAUAUGGAUUCUAUGCAUGAUAUGAGGGGAUAUAACAUAAUUUGAAAUAAGCGUUGCUUGGGUUAUAUAUUUGUAUAUAUGUAGAUAAUGUUUAGGCUUUAUAACUGCCGAAGCUUUUUUCGGUAACUGAAUGAAAAUGUAACUAUAGAAUAAGUAAUUUGAAUUAAUGCACAAUUCUUUCAAAUUAUAUUAAACAUUAGGGUAUCUUUAAAAAAGAUUACUCAUUGAAAAAGUGUAACGAUUAUACAUGUAUCAUUGUUAUAUAUAUAUAUAUAUAUUUUCGUAUUAAGAAAUUAUUAUUAAAUGGAUUUAUAUAUGCCACAAAUGAAUUUUUAUCAUGUGAAAUAUUCAACAGUUCCAAGUUUUAAAAAUUUUAAAUAAGAUAUAAUUCGCAAUAAAGAUGCCUUUUAUAAUAAGAACUUAGUCAAGUACUUCAAUAUAAAUGUUUCAUUAUCUAACCCAACAUCGACGAUUAAUUAAGAGUUUCCUUCAAGUUUGCUUCUGUGUUGAAAUCUUUUGUGUUCAGCGCCCUGUGGCAGCACCAAGUACACAAAGUUCGACAUUUCUCUCCUCCUUUUCCUUGAAUACUUGAAAGUCUACACUCCGUUCC
Molecule: messenger RNA, 2236 nt
Organism: Ceratitis capitata (Mediterranean fruit fly)
Lineage: Eukaryota; Metazoa; Arthropoda; Insecta; Diptera; Tephritidae
Product: zinc finger protein 26
Exons: 2
Coding region: 161-1603 (480 amino acids)
Biological process (GO): regulation of transcription by RNA polymerase II
Cellular component (GO): nucleus
Molecular function (GO): DNA-binding transcription factor activity, RNA polymerase II-specific; RNA polymerase II transcription regulatory region sequence-specific DNA binding
Source: RefSeq, a predicted model, not a curated record